Macroventuria anomochaeta is the source of this 2658-nucleotide messenger RNA. RefSeq lists its product as uncharacterized. Gene Ontology annotation, molecular function: DNA binding; DNA-binding transcription factor activity, RNA polymerase II-specific; zinc ion binding. The coding region runs from base 1 to 2658 and encodes 885 amino acids. The record is from RefSeq and is a predicted model, not a curated record. Gene Ontology annotation, biological process: regulation of DNA-templated transcription; DNA-templated transcription. NCBI's taxonomy places the organism in Eukaryota, Fungi, Ascomycota, Dothideomycetes, Pleosporales, Didymellaceae. The transcript is spliced from 4 exons.
AUGUCCGACUACUCUGGCUCACCGUCCGACCACAUGGAGUCCCAGCCACCGAAACGCAAAGCUACCACAGCCGGCCUUGAUGGAAACACAACUGGACGUUCAGUGAAACGAAGAGCUUCGAAAGCAUGUCAAUGUUGUCGAGCUCGAAAAGUUCGGUGCAACGUCACAGAGCAUGGCGCACCCUGCACGAACUGCCGAUUGGACGAAGUCGACUGCAUCGUGUCUGAGAGCAGGCGUAAGAAGAAAUGGAACAAAGACGACGAACCACAGACAGAGACUACAACCACAACAACAAAUGUAACUCGCAAGCUCGCAUCGCGUGAUGCUCUCGACAGCGGACAGUCACUCAACCCUGCUUCGUUGCGGGGAUCGCAAGAUGUAGAGACUCGCAUGAAUGAGCAUGUUCCUCACUCCAUAUAUCAAAGUCAUGGACACCGCAACUUCUCCGUUCCUAAUAUCUCGGAUUUACACCGCCGCAUGUCUGUAACUUCACAAAUCAACGGUCUGCCAACGUUUCCUUUCACACCCUUCUCGAACGAUGACGGGAAACCAUUUCUCAGUAACUUUGGUCAAAAGCUUCCUUCGGGGCAACUCCCUCGAUUCAUCAAGCCGUUGCCAGCCAAGAUUGGACCUGAAGAGAUUUCCUAUCUGGAGACGAAGGGUGCCUUGACUGUACCCAAAGGAACCUUGCGCAGUGAGAUGCUCCGAGCUUAUGUUGAAUUUGUUCACCCGUACAUGCCACUUCUGGAUCUGCACGACUUCUUGAGAGUAAUCGACCGAUCAGAUGGAAGCAAAGGAAAGGUUAGCUUGAUUCUGUUUCAAGCAGUCAUGUUUGCAGGUUCAGCAUUCGUCGAUAUGUCACAUUUGCGUUCUGCAGGCUACGCUACUCGAAAAGAGGCUCGCAAGGAUUUCUUCCAAAAGACUAGAAUCUUGUACGACUUCGAUUACGAAUCUGACCGGGUUUCAUUAGUCCAGGCCCUACUUCUCCUGACUUACUACUAUGAAACACCUGACGACCAGAAAGACACAUGGCACUGGAUGGGUGUAGCUACAUCCGUAGCGCACACCAUCGGACUCCACCGCAACCCAGACAACACCAAUCUGGACUGCAAGCGCGUCAAGCUAUGGAAGCGUAUUUGGUGGUCGACUUACAUGCGCGACCGUCUCAUUGCCCUUGGCAUGCGGCGACCCACACGCAUAAAGCCCGAGGACUUCGACGUACCUAUGCUGACGUUGGAUGAUUUCGAAAUUGCACCGAUCCCUGACUCGAUCACAUGCAUACCAGCCGACUGCAAGGUAGCCAGAGAUGUUGAUGUUCAGCGUAAAUUGGCUAUCAUGUGUAUCGAGAAGGCACGACUCUGCCUUUGCAUCUCACAUGUUUUGUCGAAGCAGUACUGCGUCCUCAACAACAACCACGGUCUUCAGAAUGACCGAACCACGAUGAUGCUGCUUCCGAAGAAGCUUGAUCCUGCCACAAGCGAGGUCAAGACCUGCGAUGAAGAGCUUCAAAAGUGGGUAAACGAACUGCACGAAGAGGCGAAGUACACAGACAAGGCCUCAGGCGAGGCAGCCAUCGAUCUGGCGCGCUCACUGCUACACAUGGUCUUCUUCACUACACUGUCAGCCUUACAUCGACCCCAGGUUCUACCAAACUCGCAAGGUGGACCAGCCAGUGCACCGUCCAGGACUGACGUGGAAUCCGAUAUCCUCGAUGCCUCACGACGCAAUGUUCGCCGCGCCGCAUCAGCAAUCACAUCAAUAGCACAGCGCCUCGAUACCAGCGGAUUGGUCAAGUAUCUGCCAACCACUGGCGUUACAGUACUUCUCCCUGCCAUCAUUAUCCAUCUUCUCGACAUCAAGGCACCCGAGGAAGAGACACGCCGUAGUUCACUUCGUGGUUUCUGCCAGUGCAUGGCCGUGAUGGGCAAGCUGCGUGACCUCUACACUGCUGCCGACUACUCUGUCGCCUUCCUUGAAGCCGCGAUCCGCAAAGCCGGCAUCCACGUCGCGCCUACCUCUAUUCAGGCCUCGCCGAUGCCAAAGGCUAACCCCGUGACUUCCGUCGAAGACCUCGUCGACGCCGGCCGCCGUCUUGACAUGGUCAACACGACCACCGCCUCCCACCAACAGCAGCGCUCGACCCUCACACCGCCUCCCGAUGCCGGCACAACGAACAUGGCAACCCUCGAGAAAUUGCCCGGCCACGAGCCAAACGUCACCGAUGAGGAAGUCGCCCGCCGCCUCGAGACCUUCCUCGCCUCCACACCGCCAGAUUCGGACCACGAGCACCACGACCACACCAUGACAUCUAUUACAAUUUCGCAAGAUACACCCCUCACCCUCGCCACUGCACCUAAAGACGUUUCCUCGCACAACCACAACUCCAUGGGCGCAUUCAACAAGUGGAGCAUGCUCGACCUUCCGCCGAACCCCUUUCCGAACAUUAACCACCACCAAGACAAUGAGACUUUGUUCUCUAGUCUGCCACUAAACAACGAAAUCGACGAUGGCGAUUUUGAUUCUCUUUUGAACCUGGAUGCUGUGGGCGAGGCAUUUACUUUCGACGACGGAGUGCUUGAUCAUGGCGCGAGUUUGACUGCAGAGUUGGGGGAUGUUGACUGGCUCGACACCACAUAUGGACUUGCUGUUGACGCAUAA